Geodia barretti is the source of this 471-nucleotide messenger RNA. The record is from the annotation of a GenBank genome assembly. Lineage: Eukaryota; Metazoa; Porifera; Demospongiae; Tetractinellida; Geodiidae.
AUGUCGAACUCGCUCAAAGCACGGGCAAAGCACCCCAUUGCAGGCACUGAGGACUACUAUAACAUCGCUGGAGAAUCUUUAACUGAUACGGGUGAUUCCCGCGUGCGCCAACUGGAGCAGGAGAUGUUUCCUGUGUUGCGGAAAUCAGGGCUGGGGCUCCUCGCUUUUAGCCCCUUGGACACGGGACACCUAGUGCCGGGGCGCAACAUUGAUUCGAAUACACCCUUGGGAAUACUGAUAGGCGUAUUGGAUCGAGUGGCUCAAGAUAUAGGCGUGAGCCGUGCCACGGUUUGCGUCGCUUGGGUGCUGAUCCAUCCAGAGGUGACGAGCGUGCUGGCUGGCACUGAACGUCCUGAACAUGUCGAGGACAAUGUCGCCGGCACAGAGAUAGUAUUGCCCGACGAAGCUAUUGAGACUUUGAACGCUGCUAGUGCAGCCUACAGAGAACAGCAGGCGCAAAAUUUGUCUUGA